Molecule: messenger RNA, 2042 nt
Organism: Abrus precatorius (Indian licorice)
Lineage: Eukaryota; Viridiplantae; Streptophyta; Magnoliopsida; Fabales; Fabaceae
Product: probable serine incorporator
Exons: 13
Coding region: 396-1595 (399 amino acids)
Cellular component (GO): membrane
Source: RefSeq, a predicted model, not a curated record
UUACGGCGGGAGAAAAGAAGCAAAAAGCUAAGAAAGAAAGCAAAGAAAAACCACCGAAAAGCAACCUUUUACCUAUGUGUCGAUGUCUCUAAGUGUCUUUGAUCUUAUUCAUCAUUUUUAACACACCCAACAAACACAUGCACCACCAAUUCUCUCUCUGUGUUUUGUUGUCUCUCUCAAUGGGGGAGAGAGAGAGAGAUUGUAAAGCCUGUCCAUGAACGAUUCAGUGUGUUAUUGAUGACCCUUCUUCUUCAAUUCUCUUCUCCAAUAUGCUUUUGAUCUUCAGUGCAGGGGAGAAGAAUAGAAGAUCUUGAUUAGUGGGGUGGAGCCCAUUUCUUCAAUCUGUGAUCCAUUCAUGCACUGUGAAGUAGCAAUAUUGCUUUGUUGAAGAAAAGAUGGAGAGUGGUGAAGGCAAUAGUAGUAACCAGAGGUGUGCACUGUUCAAGGAUUCUUCAUGGUACAGUCAAUUCACAAAUGCAUCCAAUCCAUGGAUGGCAAGAUAUGUGUAUGGUUUGAUUUUCUUAGUUGCCAAUCUCUUGGCUUGGGCUGCUCGUGAUGAACUUUCUAGCAUUACUGCUUUAACACAACUUAAGGGGUUAAAAGGAUGCAAGGUUGGCAAAGACUGUUUGGGUGCAGAUGGUGUUUUGCGUGUGAGCAUGGGUUGUUUUUUAUUUUAUAUGAUAAUGUUUUGGUCAACUGCUGGCACUUCUAAAUUGAACGAAGGAAGAGAUACAUGGCAUUCUGGAUGGUGGUUGGUCAAGAUUAUUCUUUGGGUAUUCGUCACAAUUUUCCCAUUUUUACUCCCUUCUGAGUUGAUUGAGCUAUAUGGGGAGAUUGCACAUUUUGGUGCCGGGGUUUUCCUCCUAAUUCAACUAAUAAGCAUAAUCAGCUUCAUUACAUGGCUGAAUGAUUGUUUCAGCUCUGAAAAAUAUGCAGAAAGAUGCCAAAUACAGGUGAUGUUAUUUGCAACUAUUUCAUACUUUAUAUGUUUGGUGGGGAUCAUUUUGAUGUACAUUUGGUAUGCGCCAAAGCCAUCUUGCCUCCUCAACAUUUUCUUCAUCACUUGGACCCUGGUACUUCUCCAACUCAUGACAAGUAUAUCGCUACACCCAAAAGUAAAUGCUGGCAUUCUAAGUCCAGGGUUGAUGGGCCUUUAUGUUGUCUUCCUUUGUUGGUGUGCAAUUAGAAGUGAACCUGCAGGAGCUGACUGCGUCAGGGAGUCAGAAUCUGCAAACAAAACAGACUGGCAAAGCAUCAUUAGUUUCGUUGUUGCGAUACUAGCAAUCGUUGUGGCAACAUUUUCUACAGGCAUAGAUUCCAAAUGCUUUCAGUUCAGGAAGAGUGAUGCGCCAGGAGAAGAUGAUGUUCCAUAUGGUUAUGGCUUCUUCCAUUUUGUCUUUGCCACAGGAGCAAUGUAUUUUGCAAUGCUAUUGAUUGGAUGGAAUAGUCACCAUUCAAUGAGAAAAUGGACAAUUGAUGUGGGCUGGACCAGCGCCUGGGUCAGAAUAGUAAAUGAAUGGUUGGCAGUGUGUGUUUAUUUAUGGAUGCUAGUAGCUCCAAUCAUAUGGAAGAACAGACAUGCUGAAUCGACAUGAGCAUGAACCUCCCUGUUAUCCAAGUUGUGGUUUGAUAUUGUGAGGAUUAAGAUCUUCAUAUAUCUGAUGCACAUGUAGUGGACUCCUCCAGCUGCUCCUCCUCUCUCAGAAAGGGAAAAGAAUUGCAAAUGCAACACCCAUGAAAUUUUAAGUCAGAAGCACUGGUUCUGGCAAUUCACAUGAGCUGUUGGAUUUGUUAGUCGAAGCCAUGCAGUUUCUCACUCCAGCAAGGGAUAGCACAAAGAAGUAUACACCUUUUUACCUGUUCAUUUUUUUUUUUUGGGUAACAUUUUACCUGUUCAUUUAUCACUGAUGGAAUAUAAAGUAACUUAACAACCAUUUAGUAGAUCCUGCCUAUCACAAAUUUCAUUUAUGAUUUGUCAAUUUAUAGUAUCAGUCACCAAAUAAUGAUCAUGUCACAAAUAAUAAACACUAAGUUCAACCACU